Nycticebus coucang (slow loris) is the source of this 5022-nucleotide messenger RNA. It is a transcript of the gene VAV3, whose product is annotated as vav guanine nucleotide exchange factor 3. Gene Ontology annotation, cellular component: plasma membrane; cytoplasm. Gene Ontology annotation, biological process: regulation of GTPase activity; intracellular signal transduction; cell migration. The transcript has 28 exons. Gene Ontology annotation, molecular function: guanyl-nucleotide exchange factor activity; protein binding. The record is from RefSeq and is a predicted model, not a curated record. Lineage: Eukaryota; Metazoa; Chordata; Mammalia; Primates; Lorisidae. Bases 262 to 2889 code for a protein of 875 amino acids.
GCACGGAGAGCGCGCGGGACUCGCGGCGGCCGGGCCGCGGCGCACCGGGACCGGGACCGGGGACCGGGUCGAGACAGGAACCCAGUCCCGCGCGGCGCCCCCGACCCGCCGGCCGCGGCGCCUCCUUCCUCGAACCCGCGCCGGGAAGGGGCCGGCGGCGACUGGCGUCGGCGGGGCGCGGAGGCACCGGAGAGGCGGCGGCGGCGGCGGCGGCAUCCUCGCCGCCUGCCCCGGCCCGGCCGCGUCCCGGAGCCGGCCGGCAUGGAGCCGUGGAAGCAGUGCGCGCAGUGGCUCAUCCACUGCAAGGUGCUGCCCGCCAACCACCGGGUGACCUGGGACUCGGCGCAGGUGUUCGACCUGGCGCAGACCCUCCGAGAUGGAGUCCUGCUCUGCCAGCUGCUCAACAACCUCCGGGCGCACUCCAUCAACCUCAAGGAGAUCAACCUGCGGCCGCAGAUGUCCCAGUUUCUCUGUUUGAAGAACAUAAGAACAUUCCUCACAGCCUGUUGCGAGACGUUUGGAAUGAGGAAAAGUGAACUCUUUGAGGCGUUUGACCUGUUUGAUGUUCGUGACUUUGGGAAGGUUAUAGAAACAUUAUCGCGACUUUCUCGCACGCCUAUAGCUUUGGCCACAGGAAUCAGGCCCUUCCCAACAGAAGAAAGUGUGAAUGAUGAAGACAUCUACAAAGGCCUUCCUGAUUUAAUAGAUGAAACCCACGUGGAAGAUGAAGAAGAUCUCUACGACUGCGUUUACGGGGAAGAUGAAGGCGGAGAAGUGUACGAGGACCUGAUGAAAGCAGAGGGAGCACAUCAGCCUAAAUGUCCAGAAAAUGACAUACGAAGUUGUUGCCUAGCAGAAAUUAAGCAGACAGAAGAAAAAUAUACAGAAACUUUGGAGUCAAUAGAAAAAUAUUUCAUGGCACCACUGAAAAGAUUUCUGACAGCCACAGAAUUUGAUUCAGUGUUCAUCAACAUUCCUGACCUCGUAAAAGUGCAUCGGAACUUAAUGCAAGAGAUUAAUGAUUCCAUUGUAAAUAAAAAUGACCAGAACUUGUAUCAAGUUUUUAUUAACUACAAGGAAAAGCUGGUUAUUUAUGGACAGUACUGCAGUGGAGUGGAGUUGGCCAUCUCCAGUUUAGACUACAUUUCUAAGACAAAAGAAGAUGUCAAACUGAAAUUAGAGGAAUGUUCCAAAAGAGCAAAUAAUGGGAAAUUUACUCUUCGAGAUUUGCUUGUGGUUCCUAUGCAACGUGUUUUAAAGUAUCACCUUCUCCUUCAGGAACUGGUCAAGCAUACCACCGAUGCCGUGGAGAAGGCGAACUUGAAACUGGCUCUCGAUGCGAUGAAGGACUUGGCACAGUAUGUGAAUGAAGUGAAAAGGGAUAAUGAGACACUUCGUGAAAUUAAACAGUUUCAGCUAUCUAUAGAAAAUUUGAACCAACCAGUUUUGCUUUUUGGACGACCUCAGGGAGAUGGUGAAAUUCGAAUAACUACUUUAGACAAGCAUACAAAACAAGAAAGGCAUAUCUUCUUGUUUGAUUUGGCUGUUAUUGUAUGUAAAAGGAAAGGUGAUAACUAUGAAAUGAAGGAAGUAAUAGAUCUUCAGCAGUACAAGAUUGCCAACAAUCCUACCACUGAUAAAGAAAAUAAAAAGUGGUCUUACGGCUUCUACCUCAUCCACACCCAAGGACAGAAUGGGUUAGAAUUUUAUUGCAAAACAAAAGAUUUAAAGAAAAAAUGGCUGGAACAGUUUGAAAUGGCUUUAUCUAACAUAAGGCCAGACUAUGCAGACUCCAAUUUCCAUGACUUCAAGAUGCACACCUUCACUCGAGUCACGUCCUGCAGAGUUUGCCAGAUGCUCCUGAGAGGAACAUUUUAUCAAGGCUAUUUAUGUUUCAAGUGUGGUGCGAGAGCGCACAAAGAAUGUUUGGGAAGAGUAGACAAUUGUGGAAGAGUUAAUUCUGGUGAACCAGGGACGCUCAAACUACCGGAGAAACGGACCAAUGGACUCCGAAGACAUCCCAGGCCGGUGGACCCAGGUUUACCAAAGAUGCAGGUCAUUAGGAACUAUUCUGGAACGCCACCCCCAGCUCUCCAUGAAGGACCACCCUUACACAUCCAGGCAGGGGAUACGGUGGAACUUCUGAGAGGAGACGCGCACAGCCUGUUUUGGCAGGGUAGAAAUUUAGCAUCUGGAAAGGUUGGAUUUUUUCCAAGUGAUGCUGUCAAGCCUUCUCCAUGUGUGCCCAAACCAGUAGAUUAUUCUUGCCAACCCUGGUAUGCUGGAGCAAUGGAAAGAUUGCAGGCAGAGACUGAACUUAUUAAUAGGGUAAAUAGUACUUACCUUGUGAGGCACAGGACCAAAGAGUCAGGAGAAUAUGCAAUUAGCAUUAAGUAUAACAAUGAAGCAAAGCACAUCAAGAUUUUAACAAGAGAUGGCCUUUUUCACAUUGCAGAAAAUAGAAAAUUUAAAAGUUUAAUGGAACUUGUGGAGUACUACAAGCAUCAUUCUCUUAAAGAAGGGUUCAGAACCUUAGACACAACUCUGCAAUUUCCAUACAAAGAGCCCGAACAUUCAGCUGGACAGAGGGGUAACAGAGCAGGCAAUAACUCCCCUUCUUUGUUCUGUGGCUUUUCUUUUGUAACUCCUCCAGACUACAGCUUUGUUCCCCCUUCUUCCACUCCUUUCUGGUCAGUAUUAAGUCCAAAAGUGCUGGGCAUUGCCAUCGCUCGGUACGACUUUUGUGCAAGAGACAUGCGAGAAUUGUCCUUGCUGAAAGGAGACGUGGUGAAGAUUUAUACAAAGAUGAGUGCAAAUGGCUGGUGGAGAGGAGAGGUGAACGGCAGGGUGGGCUGGUUUCCAUCCACGUAUGUGGAAGAGGAUGAAUAAAUUCCAAUCCCGCAUUGUACCCUGUACCGGAAACGUCAGAGGGGGAUAAACAGAAGCCCGCAUGGCCUUGUGAAUUAACCGAAGUGUUGAAAAAGCUGCAUUUCUGGCUGUUCAACAUCCUCCCUCCCUAACUCCUCCUAAGUCUUAAUGCUGGGAUUUCUAAAGAUGCUGGGACUGACAGAUUAAUGGCUUGCCUAGAGCUGUGCAAGAAACAGCCUGCCAGUCUGUCAUUGUCAGGGACCAGGGCAAAGCCAAAAGCUGUUCUCAGAAGAGCUCUGCAUGCACAUUGCUUCAUGUUUCCCUUGACUUCAUCUGGUCAGACGCCACAAAUGCCUGCCAUUAAGUGUUUAAUGCAUAUUUACUUUAUUUUCCUGUGCCAUUCAGCAGAAUUUUUGAUGGUGCAAAUAAGCAGUAGUUUAAUUUUGCUUCUCCCAGUGUGAAGAAAUAUUAGAGUUCUCCCAUUUGGGGCAGCUUACAAGAGCACGUUCCUUCCAAAGAUCCAGCAUUGCUUGUCUUAAAUUGCUCGACAAGGUGACUCAUACCCAGUAAAUACGUUUACCCCCAGAUUUUACUCAUGAUAAAAUAUGAAAGGCAAAUGAAUGCUCAGGUUUGCAUCAUAAAUGAUAUCUCCCUGGAGGGUUUUAAUUAUUCAUUUGAUGUCCUGAUUAUAUGUGCAAACUUCCUUAUAAAAAAAUGAAAGAAGCACAUAGAAGAGAGUGGCUUCUUACCAAGUCUUUGUAACCUUCAUGAUUUCAUAGGGUUAUUUUAGUGGUGUAGACUUUAUGAAAUGCUCUUGGCUGGGUGCAUUAUGGGAAGUUACUAAUAACCUGAGUAAGGUGGCUUUGUUUACAGAAACAGAUCAAGGGCUAUAAUUCAUGUAAGUCAUUUUAUAGCAGCAGUAUGUAUUAUACAUGCUUUUCUCCUUUCUCCUACAUCCUCCUCCCAAAAAAAGACCUGGGAUGUAUUUUCUGAUUCCCACAUUUUCUUGGAGCACAAACAGCUUAGUUGCAAGUUUGGGAAAGAAAGCACAACGGGGUCUUUCAUGUAUUUCUGGGACUGGAGUGUUGGGCUUUCAGCUUCUCUCAGUCUCCCCCUCUGCAGCCCCUUCUGGGAGUGUUAUCACCUGGGGGGAAGAUCAGUGUUGGCAGUGCAUGUGUUUUAGCAAGCUCUUACUAUUUUAUGUGAGGAAUCUAAUUGUGUUCAUGCUGGGACACCAGAGUCCCUAGCCAAGACAGUCAAGUUAAGUCACUAACUUAGCCCUUUCCUGAUGAAAUAAUUCCUGCAUAGCAGAAGUCAUGUUCUGACAUGAUUCAGAGAAUGUUUUAUGUUUGGGUAAAACAGAAAUUAUAAGCAUUAACUUAAUAGAGCUGAACUAGGAGCAUUCAGUUCUGAAAUUUUAGAUUAUCUCUGAGAUGAGGUGGGUGUGCCUACCCUCUCUCCCAGCCACCUGGGUGCCAAACUUGACCUUCAGUAGACACAUCCCCCUGCUCGAGACCUUCAUGGCCUAGGACUUUUCAUCUAGGAUAGAUUCAAGACCUUUACCUCAGAAUUAUGUAAACUGUGAUUGUGUGUUUAGAAGAAUUAUUUGCUAAAAUCAAUUAAGUUUUUUUGUAUAUGUGUAAAUGAUUAUGAAAAUGUAUUUUAUAAAAUAUUCUGUACAAUUACACCCCUAAGGUGUAUUCUCCCAGUGGAUUCUUUGCUAUAAAGUCUUAUCUGCGAUUCUGUGUCUUGGGAAUGUUUCAUCUGUUACCUGUCAGCCGAAUGUUGUUAUGGAGAGAACAGCUUCACACAAAUGGAAACACCCCUGUGUGCACAGUAUUGUAGCACGUAUUGUUAAUUUUACUCAAUAGACUCCCUUCGUAAGUGGUGUUUGGUCUUCCUGUUGCAUUUCAUGAGCUGGGGCUUUCCUAGCAGAGGAUAGUAGAGCCCCUUGACGUCUUUGUCCAUGUUUAAUACUUUGUAUUGGAAUCUUUAAAUGCUGUGGGUCUGUGUAGAGUUCUAAUACCAAAGACAGAAGUCACUGUUUUCCAUACACUUGUCUUGUUGUAUGCAGCUCUUAUGUAAUAUGAUGAACUAGAGUGGUAUUUCACUUUGUAAUAUUUUGUAAAUAUGUCAAUACAAUAAAUAGUCACU